This is a messenger RNA of Brassica napus (rape), 1641 nucleotides long. RefSeq lists its product as uncharacterized. Lineage: Eukaryota; Viridiplantae; Streptophyta; Magnoliopsida; Brassicales; Brassicaceae. The record is from RefSeq and is a predicted model, not a curated record. Bases 1 to 1641 code for a protein of 546 amino acids. The transcript is spliced from 5 exons.
AUGUGUGCCUUGGGGUUUGAUCAAAGAUGGAUUUCCUGGGUUAUGAAGUGUGUUUCAUCGGUGACGUAUUCGGUUUUGAUUAAUGAUCAACCUCAUGGAAUGAUUACACCUCAAAGGGGACUCCGUCAAGGCGAUCCUUUGUCCCCUUUCCUGUUUGUCUUAUGUACGGAAGGCCUCGUUCAUCUUAUGUCCAGAGCAGAACGUGAGGGGCGUAUUAUGGGAAUGAAGUUUGGUGUUCAUGGACCUUCGAUAAAUCAUCUGCUGUUUGCAGAUGAUUCUCUAUUUUCGUGCAAGGCAAACGAGGUCGAAAGCUUGGAGUUAUUGUCGAUCCUAAACCAUUAUGGAAAGGCCACAGGACAGGUGAUCAAUCAUGCCAAAUCCUCUAUCAUUUUUGGGAAAAUAGUAAAGAAGGAAGCCAAAAUCAAGGUCAAAGAAUGUUUGGGGAUCAAAAAAGAGGGAGGAGAAGCAAAGUACUUAGGCCUGCCAGAAGUUUUAAAAGGUUCUAAAGUCAAGCAUUUCUCAUAUAUUAAAGAACGGCUGUGUAAGAAAAUCUCUGGUUGGCAUGCGAGAACCCUAUACCAAGGAGGCAAAGAGGUAUUGAUUAAGGCUGUCGCCUCUGCUCUUCCUAUGGCUGCUAUGUCGGUUUUUAAACUUCCCAAAACCCUUAUAGCAAGUCUUCAUAGCGCCAUGGCGAAUUUCUGGUGGUUUUCAGAGGAGCAUAAGAGAAAGAUACACUGGUUGAGUUGGGAUAAAUUGUGUCUGCCUAAGGAGCAGGGGGAAUGGGGUUCAGAGACCUUGAGUGCUUUAAUCAGGACGCAGACCGUCGUAUGCUUGGAGAAGCAUCAUCUUUGGCAGGAACCUCUUAAAGCAAGACCCCCGUUAAGAAGACGGAGACUCUUUAAUGUGAAUCUAAAAGUGGCAGAUGUGAUUAACCAUCAAACGGGAAGAUGGGAUGAAAGAAUAAUGGAAGAGAUCUUUGUUCCUGGUGACAUAGCGAUCUUGAGAAGAAAUCAACCUGUGUCCUUGGAGAAAGAUUCUUGGAAUCGUCACAAGGAAUUGAUUGGAGAGCAGUCUGCUUGCCCAUCAAUUAAUCCUCUCAAGGAAGAUGUUUGGAAACUUCUUACUCCAUCUAAGAUUAAAGGUUUUAUAUGGAAAGCUCUUUCAGGAGCAAUUGCUGUUUUCGAUCGUCUGCAGGAUAGAGGCUUGAAAUCUGAUCUUGUUUGCCAAACGUGUGGAGCAGAUGGAGAAUCAGUGAACCAUGUUUUGUUUCAGUGUACUUUUGCAAGACAGUAUCUAUGGAAAAACAGAAAUGCUCUGCUGUUUGAAGGUGCUCUUUUCCCUAGUGAUCAGAUUUGUAGUAAAGCUUCUGAGGAAGCUGAUUUAUGGUAUGUUGCACAGGAUAUGGAUGGAAGAUGCUUCGGGGCUCAUAGGGAGCCUACUUUUAUGGAAGCGGCUGAAUGGAAAGCUCUCCCAAGAGAUGUGUUAAAAUGUAAUGUUGGGGUGGUGUGGGGGAAGAAAAAGAAAAUUGCUGGUGCUGCGUGUGUUUUGAGGGACGCAAGAGGAGAUGUUCUCCUUCAUAGUCGCCGAUCUUUUGCUCAGAUUGAUUCAAAAGAUCAUGCUCAGUACCUAGGUUUGGUCUAG